Eruca vesicaria subsp. sativa (arugula) is the source of this 757-nucleotide messenger RNA. NCBI's taxonomy places the organism in Eukaryota, Viridiplantae, Streptophyta, Magnoliopsida, Brassicales, Brassicaceae. The record is from the annotation of a GenBank genome assembly.
AUGGUACGUGCUGAGAUCGACACCGGAGCUCCUUUCCGGUCUGUUAAAGAGGCUGUCAUUCUCUUCGGCGAAAGGAUUCUUCUCGGAGAUAAUUACAUCAAUAAGUCCGGAGAGAUAAACAAUGGAGAGAACGAAGUAAGAAGCAAAAGCAUAGAAGCUGAGCUUGAUGAAGUAAAGGAGAAUCUAAAGAAAGCAGAAGAAGAGAACAAGGUUUUGUCUCAGCUCCUCGCAACCCUCACACAAGAGCUUGAAAUGACUAAGGAAAAGCUAAGCCACUCGCUCAGAAAAUUCCCUGAACACCCUCAAGUUGAAGAUGACCUCAAAUUUGUAGAGCAAUCCAGGGUUAUUGAAACGGAUAGCAUAACCGCAAUCCGGUUUGAUCAAAAUGAAGUGUAUGAUGAGGAUCGUUUGGAGAGGAGGCGUUCGGUGAAGUUCGCGAAUCCACCAUUGUUAACAAAAGUCAUUGAGAGCAAAGAGGAGAAGAAGAACCAAGUUAUGGUGAAGAAGCAGGCCAAGAAGCUGAAGCCAUUGGCUGCUUGGUUCUUUGCAAGAAACCGGUCUAGUUAACCAUUUUAGCAAAAUCCUUUGUCUCACGUUUACUCAUAUAUGCCUUACGAAUUCUGAAAUAAUAUCCCGGCCCCAAAACUAAUGUUCUUAGUUUGGGGAUUCAUUCAACUUAAAUUUGUAACAAUUUUCUUGUCGAUGUGCAAGUAAUUACAUAGACAAACGGAUCAUGUCAAAUGUUUUAAGAGAUUUU